AGACAGCCACAACUCAUAAUGGUCAUUUAAGCAAUCUCCCGCAAAAGUCCGUCGUUUAGUCGAUAAUAAUAUUCUUUCUGCUCCAAAACCCAAUUCAAUUAUCGAGAAAAAAAAAAAAAAACACCUCUUUAAAACUAGACAUUUUGCCUCAACAUCUCUCUACCAACUUUCACUUGCAAAUUAAUUAUCCAUCCAUGGAAAGUGUAUCAUCUUCUCAGUUAAAGCAGACCCUUUUCCUUUUCUUUGCUAUUUAUCUCAUAUUUUCUUCUGUUCAAGCUACUGAUGUCAGAUACUGUGAUAAGAAAGGCAACUAUGCUGUAAAGGUUAAGAGAGUUGACAUAUCUCCUGAUCCUGUGUUAUCUGGAAAUCCAGCCACCUUUAAUAUCUCAGCUUCUACUGGUCAACAAAUUGCUGGCGGGAAGGUUGUGAUUGCUGUUUCUUUCUUUUCAGUGCCUGUGCAUGCUGAAACCCGCGAUCUUUGUGAGGAGAUGUCGUGCCCAAUUGCACCUGGCAGCUUUGUGCUAUCUCACACCCAAACUUUACCUGGAUUUGCUCCACCAUCGUUCUUGCAGGGCUCUUACACGCUUAAGAUGACAAUGAUCGAUGAAAACAAUAAGCAACUGAGUUGCAUUAGCUUCAGUUUCAAAAUUCGUUUGGUUACUCUGGUUUCCGAUAAUUGAGUGGCAGUGUAAUACCCUACUCUGGUUUGUAAGCCAUUGAAUGAGGAUCACAUUGUUGAUUUCUUAGUUCUUUGUGCUUCUUUUAGUUUUCUCUGGACAUGACUAUUAGGCCAAAGUGAUUGUGAAUGUUGUGUCAAAUUGUUGCCUCGAUGUGUCAUGUGUUGUAUGCUACUGUAAACGUAUUUAUGCUAUCCUUAUAGUUUUCUUGUUUGUGGAUA
This is a messenger RNA of Ricinus communis (castor bean), 898 nucleotides long. RefSeq names its product putative phosphatidylglycerol/phosphatidylinositol transfer protein DDB_G0282179. Gene Ontology annotation, biological process: intracellular sterol transport. NCBI's taxonomy places the organism in Eukaryota, Viridiplantae, Streptophyta, Magnoliopsida, Malpighiales, Euphorbiaceae. Gene Ontology annotation, molecular function: sterol binding. The transcript has 4 exons. The record is from RefSeq and is a predicted model, not a curated record. Bases 195 to 680 code for a protein of 161 amino acids.